Messenger RNA from Nothobranchius furzeri (turquoise killifish), 2809 nucleotides. NCBI's taxonomy places the organism in Eukaryota, Metazoa, Chordata, Actinopteri, Cyprinodontiformes, Nothobranchiidae. The record is from RefSeq and is a predicted model, not a curated record.
UCUCACAGCUGGUAAACUGAUAGUACAAGCACAUUAUCGCAAUGACCUUUGGAAGAUUUGAGUUUAUUUCAGUUAAACAUAUUAAUUAACCCAGGUCUCUUAUUGUGAAAGUUUAUUAAAGAAAUGAGUCUGUUUGGUUAAAAGUGAUGAAUGAUAAAGAUGAUUCUUAUCACUAAACUAGAUAGCUUCAUAUGUUUGCGGUUUUACCAAAUAAAUGCUCAUAAUGUCCAGUCCAAACAACCCUCAACAUAAAACAUUAAGUUGAUCAGAAUGAACAAAUUCUUACCAAAAUGAUUAGAAAUCAACAUGCUUGAAUAUAAAACAACACUUCUUCCAACAGGGUUUUCUUAUUCAGUUUGAUUGCCACACAAGUUGGGUGACGACCUCAAGAUAAAUGAAAAUAGUUUUAAUGGUCACUUUUCAGCCAGUUUGCUGUGAAUCAUAAAGAAAAACACAACUGUGUUAUUGUUGUACUUCUCUUUUCAACCAACAACGUAGUUAUGCGUUUUUUUGGGGCGGUGACACUUAGCGUUUCUGACAACGAAGCAGGAAGUAGAGUAAAGCUCAAGGUUCUGAUGUCAGUGUCUCAAGCAUCAAAUGUUACAGUAUGCAGCUCAGCUUCCUCUAGUGUGGACAGGAAAUGGAAAUUGUCCUUUUUAAAUAAGACUAGUUUCAUAAAUUGUUACCUUCAGAGUUUCAGUGAUCUUUCAGCUGCUGUUCUGUUCUGAUGAAAGGUGUUUUCCAGCUCCCUGUAAUGAUGCUGAAUGAGGUCAGAAACAUUUAUUUAGAACAACUUUCACCAGAUUUGAGUACUAAAUUCAAUUCAAUUUCCCCCUUGGGGAUUAAUAAAGACAACCUUGAACCUUGAACCUUAAAUACGACUAAUAAAAUCUCCUGUUUACAUUAUUUAGCUUUCAGUGAAUUAAAACUGAAGCUCUUCCUGUAUUUUUCAAACACACCAAACAUCUCCAUUUGUGCAAGUGCUGUCUUUGGCCUUUGAAAUGAUUGGAAGUGGCCUGAUGUACCAGACUGUGCAUUAGAACAGGAGCUGCUGCAGACAGCUCAGGUCACCUAAUGCCUGACAUGAGGACUCUCUAAUGCACUUACGUAAGCACAAACGCUGCAUUGUUGCAGGAAUAUCAGGGUGAUGUAAAGGAAUACAAAAGGCUCAAAGGUAAAACGUGUUUAUAGUGUGACUGCACUGCGCUUUGGAGCUGUCAGGGUUUUCCUUUAUCGUUUACAGCCUGAGGCAGUAAACUUAGCAUCUUUUUACUGUAUCUGUAAUUUAUUCACUUUUCGAGUCGACCCGAUUAAAGCUGGACUCUACAGCCAACCAACCUAAAAAACAAAAAGUCUUAAUUCCAUCAAUUUUACAGAUAAUGAACUCAAAUAAAACAAAGACUGACGCAGUUUUACUGUAAGACACAUUAGAAAAAUCUGUUAAUUCCUGUUUAUCAAAAACAUUCCCAGAUUCUCUCCCUGUCUGAAGUUUUCCAAUAAAUCCAGUUAAUGUUGAAACACAUUUAAAAUGAUCCAGUUUUAGAAAGCGGGUUUAAUCCCUUCAGACUUCCAGUGUCCAUCCAUUAAGAUCAUAAGUACAUGCAAAAUAUUUUUUUAAUAGAACAAAGACUAAAGCAGUUUUUAUGGGAAAAAAUUGAAAGAUAAUGUGUUUUAAACCAAAUAUUUCAAUAAAAAAAUGGUUAAACAGUUUUCUUUUCAACCAGCUCCUCCUCCACACUCUUCUUCCUGUUUUUCAAAUAAAUUCCCAGUUUCUCUCCCUGUCUGACUGGUUUGAAGUUGGGUGGAACCAACAUGUGUGAGCUGAUUGGUUCUUUGCACCGACACGCGAUUUAUUUAUAAAACUUGUUUCUAUUCUCAAGUGAAACUGGCAAAGUCACUGUUGCUGAAAGUCAAAAUGGAGCAGAAAGGAGAUCAGCUGAACCAAGAAACCUUCUCAUGUUCGAUCUGUCUGGAUCUCCUGAAGGAUCCUGUGACUAUUUCCUGCAGACACAGCUACUGCAUGAUCUGCAUUAAAAGUUACUGGGAUGCAGAUAAGAAGAAAAGCUGCCACUGUCCUCAGUGCAGGCAGACGUUCAUGCCGAGGCCCAUGCUAGCUGCUAUUGUGGAGCAGCUGAAUAAGACUGGACUCCAAGCUGCUCCUGCUGAUCUCUGCUAUGCUGGACCUGAAGAUGUGGCCUGUGAUGUCUGCACUGGAAUAAAACUAAAAGCCAUCAAGUCCUGUUUAGUCUGUUUGGCCUCUUUUUGUGAGAAACACCUGCAACCUCACUAUGGUUCAGCUCCAUUUAAGAAGCAUAAACUAGUGGAGCCUUCCAAGAACCUCCAGGAGAACAUCUGCUCCUGCCACGAUGAGGUGAUGAAGAUGUUUUGCCGUACCGAUCAGCAGUGUGUCUGUAUUCUUUGCUUAAUGGAGGACCACAAAGGCCAUGACAUAGUCUCAGCUGUAACAGAAAGAGCUGAGAAGCAGAAGGAGCUGGAGGUGAGAAGAAAAGAAACCCAGCAGGGGAUCCAGGACUAAGAGAAAGAUGUGAAGCUGCUUCAACAGGAGAAGAAGUGCAUCAGUCGCUCUGCUGAUAAAGCGGUGGAGGACAGUGAGAAGAUCUUCUCUGAGAUGAUUUGUCUCAUCCAGAAAAAGCAACAGAUCAGAUCUCAGCAGGAAGCUGAGCUGAGUCGUGUCAACAAGCUUCAGGAGAAACCGGAGCAGGAGAUCAUUGAUAUGAGGAGGAAGGUGCCAUGGUCUGUGUCUGCGGCUUUCCCCAAGUGUCUCCUGAUGUCCCCCAUCCCUCUUUAG